Messenger RNA from Alexandromys fortis (reed vole), 3380 nucleotides. Its product is annotated as alcohol dehydrogenase 1-like. Bases 81 to 1208 code for a protein of 375 amino acids. The transcript is spliced from 9 exons. Gene Ontology annotation, cellular component: cytosol. Gene Ontology annotation, molecular function: zinc ion binding; all-trans-retinol dehydrogenase (NAD+) activity. Gene Ontology annotation, biological process: retinol metabolic process; retinoic acid metabolic process. Lineage: Eukaryota; Metazoa; Chordata; Mammalia; Rodentia; Cricetidae. The record is from RefSeq and is a predicted model, not a curated record.
UUGGCCCAGGCUGCGGAACUGCGCCAUCAAACAUUAUUCCGAUAUACCCAAAGGACACGGGCGAAACCAGAGAAGCCACCAUGGACACUGCAGGAAAGACAAUCACAUGCCGGGCAGCCAUUGCCUGGAAAGAAAAGUCUCCUCUUAAAAUUGAAGAAGUGCAGGUUGAGCCACCGAAAUCUGGAGAAGUUCGCAUUAAGAUGGCUUCUACAGGGAUCUGUGGCACCGAUGACCACGUGCUGAAAGGAGACCUCUCGAUGAAAUACCCUUUAAUUCCAGGUCAUGAGGGAGCAGGAAUUGUGGAGUCUGUUGGCGAUGGGGUUUGCUCUGUGAAACCAGGAGAUAAAGUCCUCACGCUCAUUGUUCCACAGUGUGGAGAAUGUGAUGCCUGCUUGCACUGCUUAGGAAACUUCUGUGACAAGCAAGAUGUUCUCCCGUGUUCUGGGGUGAUGAUGGAUGGAACCUCGAGAUUUUCCUACCGAGGACAGACGGUUUAUCAUUCCUUCCGCACGAGCACAUUCACCGAGUACACUGUUGUGCCCGAGUUCGCUGUGGUAAAAAUUGAUGAUGUGGCUCCAUUGGAUAAAGUUUGUCUCAUAAGCUGUGGCGUCCCUACAGGCUACGGAGCUGCUGUUAACUCAGCCAAGGUCACCCCUGGCUCCACCUGCGUGGUUUUUGGACUCGGAGGGGUCGGCUCAGCCAUUGUCAUGGGCUGCAAAGCUUCUGGUGCUUCUCGAAUCAUCGGGGUUGACAUCAAUGAGCAGAAGUUUCCCAAGGCAAGAGCCUUGGGUGUUACUGAUUGUCUCAACCCUACAAAGCUCCAGAAGCCUGUCCACGAGGUGGUGAUGGAAAUGACAGGUGUCGGUACUAACUUUGCCUUUGAGGCCGUCGGAAAGAUUGAAACCAUGCUCGCUGCUUGGAACUCCUGCAACAGCAGCUACGGGGUCUGUCUGAUCGUCGGGGUGGCUCCAGUAAAUGCACAGCUGUGCCUUCAGGCGGUCUCGAUGGUGACCGGAAAAACCCUGAAGGGCGUGUGUCUGGGAGAUUAUAAGACCAAAGACUGUAUUCCCCAGCUAGUAACUGACUAUCUCCAAAACAAGAUUAACAUUGAUCCACUAGUGACCCAUCAGCUGCCUUUUAACGAACUCCACAAAGCCAUGAAACUGUAUCAUAAAGGAAAAACCAUCCGCUGUGUUCUACUCUUCUAAGAUCUCAAUGCUGAAAGCGCAAGAGCAUCCCGAAUGGCUUUCCUUCCUUUCCUGUUUCAACUCUGAUUAUCCCCGAGCUGCCGGAAGAGACGGUGCAUCAGUGGCAGGAAGACAGUGUAGCUGUCUUUCGUGAAAUGAGGGCCUCUUGGCCAUACUGAUAAUAAAAUAAGUUGGGAGAACUGGUGUGCAGCUCACACUGUGACCUUAAAAAGAGAAGUGAUCGCAUUUGAUUCGUGAUAGUAUUGAUUAUGUCCACAACCCAUCUGAUCGCGGCCAUAAGUUCAUGAAAGCUGUCUCCGUGUUCACAUGUUCCAGAUGCCUUCAUCUGUGUAGCUCUCCCUGCGUCUUCCACACCGUUCUUGAGCUGACAUAAUGAUCCUUCUGCUUUCCCAACAUGCUGUGGUGAAGUCAUCAAUGAAGGGCCCCCUCAGAUGCAGUGAGCCAUUUUCUGUCCUUCAGGAUUUAUGUCAACCAUUGCUCUUACUCGUGAAAUAGUGAGGCGUGGCUCCUAGCUGCAUAUUUGGAAAUUUUUACAACUUAGAACCGAGGGAGAAGGUAGAGGAUCUUCCCAGAGAAGCUUGGUCACAUCCCUAGCACCCCACUCCCUAAUUCCACCAAGCAUUUUCUCAUCCACAACUUUAAUGUAGUCUUCUCAUUUAAAGCUGAGAGACAGAGGAGAGGGAACGAGGCUUAGCUCUUCUUAUUCUUGACUUUUCCCUCAUGCUUUAUACUCUUACCUUUGGGUUUUGAAACAUGAGGAAAAUUCUUUCGUAUUCUCCUUCACUCUGUUCUGAUCCUGCUAGUUUUUAACUGGAAUCCACCACUUCGUAGAGAAAGGGGAUUAUGCAUGUUACUGUAUUCUUAAGUUUUCAAAACACUGUUUAAAUUGCACUGUUUCUUUGUUUCUAAAUUUUAAAAAAUUAGUCUUAAAAGUACUAAAAUGAUCUUUCAGAAGAGGCAUCUAAAUGUGUUCCUAAUUUUAUUUCUGGGCUUAGAUUUUUCUAAUCAAUUUUUUAAAAGCUGGUGACAAAUCUGAUUGAACAAUAGUGGGGAAAAUGUUGGUGAUGUAAAACAAAUAUGUAUGGAAGAUAUUAUGUAUUCUAUAAAAAUGGUAAUAGAUGAAUGCCUUAAUAUGUAAAGAAUGUUUAUAAAUUAAUAAAUAUGUGAUAAAUAUCCCAGUAGAAAAUUAACUUGCCAGAAACAAGUAUCUUGCCAAAUAAAAAUUACUAAAUAAUGGUCUGGUGAGAUGACUUAGUGGGUAAAGGCGAUUGCUGGGAAAGUCUAGCAACAUGAGUUCUGUCUCUGGGACCCAUGUAAAGAUGGGAAAAGAAUCUGAGUGGACCAAGUUGGCUCCGCCCCUCCUCCACAUGCUGUGGCAGAAGCACGCGCACACAUACUGAGUGCUCAAACACACAUACACAAAAACAAUUGUUUUGGAAAAGAAAGGGGAAUACUAAAUAAAGUAACGAGAAGAUUUCUCAUAUCAUCAGGUUGUCAAAACAUAAAACAAAUGACACUCUGUAAAUGUCAAUGUGUGGGACAAACACAAGAGGACGCAGUCACAACGGGCUGGGGAUGUCAAGAUGCUCGUGGAACAUGCCGUCACACCAUGACCUAGUCUAAAGUCUCCAUGAGAUCUCAGCAGAGUAGAAACUGGUCUGGCAGUGAACAAGAACUCAGAGCAUUCUCUCGAAGUGGAAGAACCCAUGCAAAUGUUGAGAGACAGGAGACAGCAUGUCCAAACUUACUGUAGCAUGCUGAGAACAAGCAGAAUGGCUGUGUGGGAGACCAGAGAGAUAAGCAGCUAGACAAGAUGGUCUUAUGGACCUCUUUCUUCGGACAGUUACAUAAACAGAUUGUAUCACUUAAAAUUAGAAACAGCCAAGAUGUCCAGUUGUUGUUACUGAUGGGAUAAUGUUUUUUCCUUAAAUCAUGGUACGUGGGACAAUUUUUUCAAAUGAUGAAAUAUAUUACUAAGUUUUAAAGUGAACCACAACCCUAAGCUAGUUUACAAAUGCACACGCCUAUGGUGUCUUUUUGAUGUAAAGAAGUAAACAAACAAAUAAAUCUAGGAGUCUUCGCACUGAAAUGAUUAACUGUGGUUAUGUUAUGGUAAAAUUACGCUCAUCGUAAAGGAAAAUUGAGGUGUUUUAAGAAUACCUUGAUUGGAAA